Clonostachys rhizophaga is the source of this 1083-nucleotide messenger RNA. The record is from the annotation of a GenBank genome assembly. Lineage: Eukaryota; Fungi; Ascomycota; Sordariomycetes; Hypocreales; Bionectriaceae.
AUGAUCGAUCUCACGCCCGAGGCCCACGAGAACUAUGUCGGGUGCGUAGUCACGAGCGUCUUGACGACGUUAAUUCUGGCUCUCAGAAUUUACUCUAGACUAGACAGCGGCCAGAGGUUGUUGCUCUGCGACUAUCUGUGCAUUCUAUCCUACGCCAUCUUCAUUGGAUACUGUGCUCUGCUAUGGAACUAUAUUUUCCACGUUUCCGAGGUCGGUGCAUUCGAAGGCCAAUUCACACCUACGAACCACCCCACGGUCAGCGCCAAAGAGACCGGCGAUUUUAUGAAGAUGGGGUACAUUGCCAUGAUCCUAUUCACGACCAUGGUCUCUGUGGUUAAAGUGAGCAUCUUGUCGUUUUACUGGACCAUCUUUUCCAUCGACGCUCUACAAAGACGCAUCAUCAUCGGCACACUGGCUCUUUCGAUUGCCUGGUUCAUCGGGUUCAUAUUCACCAUCAUUUUUCAGUGCAAACCGGUCAGCGCCUUGUGGGAGAAGUGGUUUGAAGUCGGGCACUGCCUGUCGACACCGAAGCUCUUGCUGGCAGUCGAACUGUCCAACUUACUCAUCGACGUCGUCAUUUUAUCCAUCCCGGCAUUUUUUGUGAACCGACUGCAGUUGGACACUCGGAAGAAGUGGGCGGUGCUGGGCAUGUUCUUGAUGGGAGCGGCCGUCUGCGUGGUGAGCAUUGUCAGAAUAACACAUAUUUGGAAGCCGCCUAAUGUUGUCGCAAACUUCGAUACCUCCAAGACGAUCCUCUGGUCAACGAUACAGAUGGGCAUGGCCAUCAUUUGCGCAUGCCUACCUACUCUGGGUCACCUUAUCAAGAGCAGCAAAUUGAGCUCCAAGGCUAGAACAUGGUACGGUUCUCUACGCGAUCGACAGGGAAGCUCGGGAUAUCAAAUCAGCAGCAAUCGCAGCAACACCGGUCGGCCAUGGGCAGGGGACGGGAACGAUCGAUUUCACGCAGCGGCAGGUAAAGCCUGGGACAAGCUCCCGAACGAUGGUUCAGAGUCGGACCAUAUCCCUCUGGAUCCUCUGCCGCCCAAGCAAAUACGAGUUCAGAAGGAUAUACAAGUGUCGUGA